AGGCGCACCGUAGGCGAGCGAGACGAGCUCCGUUACGGUUGAUUAACGCUCGGAAGUGAUCGAGUGGUCUUUUCGUGGAGCAGUCGCACUUUCGCGUCCAGAAAAGCUGCCGAUCCGCCGCGCGCGUUAACGCACAGCGCGGCGUUACUGUAUAACAACAACAACAACAACAAUCUCGCGCACGAAACAGAACACGUCGAUGCGCGUCGCGAAAUUCGCACAGAGACGCCUGUGAUAAUGAGAAGUGUGAGAGUGCGUGGAGUCGGCUAGCGUGGAUCGACUGGUAUCGACACGAGAGAGUAUCUACAGAAAGAGCGAGAGAGAGAGAGAGCACGAUGACAGCGAUGUCGUGCGUAUCUCGUCUUUCGGAAUCUUGAAGCGAUCUACGUGGUGUGUUGGCAAGACGUGUUGGAAACAACGUGGAGAAGAAGACGCUCGUCGAUGAAGCGUUCAGGAUCGUCAAGAAAUUGUCGCUUCUCUCGACGGAGAUCGAACAUCACACGACACCAAAGUCCGUUCGAAUGCUCGGCUGAGUAAACUCGGUUCACAUCAAAGAAGACUCCCCUCUGGGAGAGGCCGAAAACAAAUCUCAAUCUGUAUUUUCUUCAAAACAAACAAACAAAACCAAACAUGACUCGCUCAAAACGUAUCAAGUUUACGCGUGCGUAAAAAUCAUCAGGAUUGGAAGACUAUCGGUCGAAGAAAAUCCGGCCGUAUGCAUCGACCGGGAUCGUCCGCGAUCGCUGGAAUCGAGACGUAGAUAAAUUCGCGCGUAUAGACGCGAAGAGUGUGGAGAACUCCACAGGUGGACCUGUACGUUAAAACGCGCAGCAGAAUCCAAAGUGCGGUGUCUCAGUGAGAUGGCCUUCAUGAUGAAGAAGAAGAAAUACAAAUUCUCCGUGGAGGUUGAUCUCGAGGAGCUCACGGCGGUUCCGUUUGUCAGUGCCGUGCUUUUCGCCAAGUUGAGGCUUCUGGAUGGCGGUUCCUUUGUUGAUCAUUCCACUAGAGAGGAGGUGCAGGAGCACACAGUGAGAUGGAACGCAAAGUUCGAGUUUUUAUGCAAGAUGAGCGCCAACGCGUCCACAGGCGUGCUUGAUCCGUGCAUUUUGAGGAUAUCCGUGAGGAAGGAAUUAAAAGGAGGUAGAUCUUUUCAAAAACUAGGCUUUACCGACCUGAAUCUAGCCGAAUUCGCAGGAGCUGGCCUCUGUCGAAGAAGAUGUCUUCUGGAAGGUUACGACGCGCGACAUCGUCAGGAUAACUCGAUGCUGCGUGUAGCCAUCAAAAUGAACAUGCUCUCCGGAGAUAUCUUGUUUAAAGUCCCCUCCCCGUCGCUGAAACAAACGCAAUUGGCAGUGCCCGGAGUGCAAGGUGUACCUGGCGUUACCGGCGACGAAGUGACAACAUCCGAGAGAUGCACCAAUCGAGAGGAUUACGUGUCCACUGGUUCGCUGGCGGGAAGUAUAGCUAGCGCCAGCAGCGGCUUCGGAAGUCUUCCCAAAAAGAGGCCCGCGCUCUUUAGCCCUGAUCUUAUUGGCGCGACCGAAACCGACCCGAUGACUCUCAGCGAGAUCGUACCUUCGGCAGUUCCGGUGGAAGCUCUGGUAGAAGCGCACACAGAGUCGGGACACUCGCGCAACAGCAGCAACACCAGUCAACUUAGCAAAGGAUCCGGCUACGGUUCCUUGAAUUCACACAGCCAGCACAGCAGACAGAGCAGUAGUGGUGACAGUGGUCAUAUUAGGUCACCUUCUUGGCCGGUAUGGGCACCACGAAUUCCCAAUUCCUCUCAAAACUCCGCACAACCGAUUGCCUGUCGACACGACAUCUUUAUUGAACCUCCGUUGUCACACCCGUCUUCCUUGUCGCACGUAGCUUCCAGAACUCGAUUCUGGUCAACGUCGAGUCCUCUUUCUUCGCGUAGCGUUCCGACGUACGCUAAAGAUUCGACCGGCAUUGUGAAAAACAUUUAUUCAGCCGGAAAUGGUUUAUUGAACAACAACAGUUCAAAUAAUGGCUAUAACGACACAGAGACCAACAUUAUAACUCCCGGUAUCUUCAGGAUACCCGAUGUACCGCAACACUCGCGCAAGAAUGACAACUUCGAGAUGCGCAACGAACGUAAUGCGAUAAUAGGCGCGAACACCAAGGAAAGUAACGGGCAGCAGAGUAAUGUUUUCCCGGUCGCGAAGCCGAGAAUUAGCGCAUUGAGUUGGCGCGGUAUGUCGAAAACGUGCGACUGCAUUGAGAAAGGCAAAACGAGUCCGGUCUUGAAACUGGUCGAUCAGGCCAGAGCUGUGUCCUCUCCCGAUCCUCUCCAUAGGCCCGACAAUCAAAGAACCUCGCUACGUCCUGCGACAACAGCUCAAACCUUCAGAAAUCCUUCCGGCGGUUCAGGUCUAAGUGAAACUGGAUCGUUAGACCGCGCUAAGGCAGCAUUAGAGCGCAGAAAAAAAGCAGAAGAUGGCACAGGAAAUCCUAUUCUCUGUAGGGUCGAAGUCACUCGACCAAAUCCUGAUUCUCUUAUUGAUGAACUUCUUAAGGCAACAAAUCUAGAACAGACAGAUCUUGAAAGUUCCGAGACAACUGGUCUUCAACUCUUCAUCGCGAAAGACGGCACGACUGCACUUGGCAGCCACGAAGUUAAAAGCCAAAUGCCUGCCGGUGUGUUCAAACAAGUGGUAAUGGAGGAGAAUAAUAGGUAACACGAAGCCAUCACGACGAGACGGCAAUAUGCAAGACAGGCCAGCGCUACGUUUUCAUUAGCUCUGGUGCCAGAGCUAGUCUACGAGGCAUAUGAACCGCGGUAGUUACAAGAGAGGAGCGACAACGUUGGGCGAAGAAUUUCUUGACUCAGGAGGAACGGCGAAAACAAAACAAAAAACUCGCGCUCGUAUCCUUCUAGAUUAUACAGCUAGAUUAUUCUAGAUUACAUUAUUCUCUACAUGUGAAAGUACACCUCGAUCUGGAGGGGAAGUCAUCAAACCGAUGUAUCCGUUUAAACGGAACGCUUGCGUCGAUUACUUUACAAUGACAAAUCCAUUUUACGGAUUAUUAGCAGAAUCGAAAUUAAUUAUCCUAAAAAUUCCUCCUUGUAAGUGCACAUAUAAAACAUAAGUUUAAUUGUGUACAGUAUUACGCGAUCAUUACGUAUAUGUUUUAAUACUUUGUCGGUUCGAGGUGUAAACACGGAUUUCGCAUUUUUCCUUUUUUUUUCUUUUCAAGGUCUGCAGAAAAAACAAUUUGCGCACAGCACUUUGCAGCACUGCUGACCUGCGACCAACGAUCUGUGUAAAUCGGCUGCGUACAAUGCAAAUGAAAGGCAAUAUAUGUGUAUAAGCGUUUGUAAAACUGAUAUUGAGCAAACAGACUCAUGUUUUCGAAACUGACUCAACAUUUUCUUCCUUUAAAUAUGAAGAGCACAAUGAUUUUCAUCAAGUAUGUUUUACUUGAAAAGAGCGUUAGUCAAUAAAAUUUAAUCAUAAAAAAAUACAGCGUAGUUAAAAGAAUAUAGUUACGUAAAAAAUUAAUAAUAGACAAAAAAAACAAGGUCAAGGUCCGACGAAACUUUGAAAUAACAUCGAGAGAAAUUUUGAGCACCAAGUUUGUUUAUCUGUCUGUAGCAAUAUAUACGAUGAUGAUAUCUUUAUUUAUAUGUAAAACCGACUCGUAAUGUCCAUAAAAACGACUCACAAGGUAACAACAAAAGAAUAUCAAACUUAGAUACAUGUGUCGCAAUUACAUACACAUUUUGGUAAUAAAAAAAA
Pseudomyrmex gracilis is the source of this 3764-nucleotide messenger RNA. Its product is annotated as protein FAM102B. The transcript is spliced from 9 exons. The coding region runs from base 861 to 2702 and encodes 613 amino acids. Lineage: Eukaryota; Metazoa; Arthropoda; Insecta; Hymenoptera; Formicidae. The record is from RefSeq and is a predicted model, not a curated record.